AUGGAGACUGUGAUCUUUAGAAGAAUUGUGUUGAUGGUGAUGAUGACUUCAAUGAUGGUAAACAUGGCAAAAUCGGAAUUGCACUAUGUUGGAGGAAACAAGUUUAGUUGGGCUCCUAAUGUUAAUUUGACACAAUGGUCAAUGCACCAACAUUUUUAUGUGCAUGAUUGGCUAUAUUUUGGAUAUGACAGGCACAUGCAAAAUGUGUUGGAAGUGAAUAAGACAAGCUAUGAGAACUGCAUAGACAAAGAUUUCAUUAAGAACAUAACAAAGGGAGGUGGAAAAGAUGUCAUUGAACUGAAAGAAGUGAAGACCUAUUACUUCUUGAGUUCAUGUGGUUUCUGUUGGAAUGGUUUAAAAAUUGCAAUUAAUGUUGAAAAUGCUGCACCAAGUUCAUCACCAGGACAUAAUAAAUCUUCAUCUUGUACCAUUGGUAUCAACCAAAAUCUUGUGAUCCUCCUAAUAUUGAUGUGGGGCAUCAUCAUCUUUAAAUGA
Messenger RNA from Arachis duranensis, 495 nucleotides. RefSeq names its product lamin-like protein. Gene Ontology annotation, cellular component: plasma membrane. Gene Ontology annotation, molecular function: electron transfer activity. The record is from RefSeq and is a predicted model, not a curated record. The transcript has 2 exons. The coding region runs from base 1 to 495 and encodes 164 amino acids. NCBI's taxonomy places the organism in Eukaryota, Viridiplantae, Streptophyta, Magnoliopsida, Fabales, Fabaceae.